Molecule: messenger RNA, 767 nt
Organism: Astyanax mexicanus (Mexican tetra)
Lineage: Eukaryota; Metazoa; Chordata; Actinopteri; Characiformes; Acestrorhamphidae
Product: lipocalin-like
Exons: 6
Coding region: 71-613 (180 amino acids)
Molecular function (GO): small molecule binding
Source: RefSeq, a predicted model, not a curated record
GGUUUAUAAGAGCUUCUCCUGAGAGCUUCUAAACACUUCUGAACCUCCUCAACCGCAGAGUACAGCAGCCAUGGCAACCACCACGCUGGGAAUGCUGGGAGUUCUCCUGAUCGCCGUGGCGUCGAGCGGCGCGACCAGCGACCGAUUCAACGUCCAGCAGUUGGCGGGGAAGUGGUACUCUAUCCGCUCCUCCUCGAACGCGCCGUGGUUCGUCAGGCUGAAGGAUCGUCUGUCGAUGGAGGAGAUCAUCGUCACCCCCCAACCCAGCGGAGACAUCCUGCUGGAGACCACCUUCCUCAGUGAGGACGGAUCGUGCAGGAAGCUCAGUGACAUGGCGUCUAAGACCAGCAUUCCCGGACGCUUCACCUUCUACGUGGAGAAGUACGGCACCACCAACGUGUUCCAGGUUCUAGAUAUGAAGGCGGAUGAAUACGUUAUCGCCUAUUUCAUCGUCAGCGACGAGGAGGACCGGAACUACACCAUCAGCCGGCUGAUGACUCGUAAGAAGGAGGCGAAGGCUGAGGUGAUUGAGAAGUUUAAGACGAUCAGUGAGGAGCAGGGAAUUAAAUCCGAGAACACCGCCAUCCUCAGCAAAUUCGAGGGAUGCAACUGAGCUUUCCUGACCUCGACCGGACCCUCGAAUCAUCGAUCAUUAAUCUAAUGAUUAACCCGUUCUGUCCUGAGUCAGAAACAUCUGAUCUGAUUUUAAUUCAACAUUUCAAGCAUUAAAAAAACAUAAACAAUAAAUGUGAUUUUAAGCAGCAGAA